This is a messenger RNA of Spirodela intermedia, 992 nucleotides long. NCBI's taxonomy places the organism in Eukaryota, Viridiplantae, Streptophyta, Magnoliopsida, Alismatales, Araceae. The record is from the annotation of a GenBank genome assembly.
AUGUCAAGUCUCCGCCUGUCAGCUUCCCACCUUUUGCUCAAUUUGUUCACCAUAUAUAUAUAAAAAGGAGGAGGUUUAGGCAUUUUGAUCUGGGAAAUGCGAAGUGCAGGGAUGAGUUAUGCCUGUCGAUCCCCUAAGGGAUCUUCCUCCAGAGUAGUACACCCUCAUUCAAGUACCGGGGGUCAUUCAUCUUCGUCAACCCCAUCACCACCACCACCACCCUAUGGCCUGUUUAUCUCCGUCAAAUUCUCUGCCGCGGUAUAAACCACGAGGGUGGCCGGCGAGGGCUGGCUGGCGGAGCACCGACCCCAUUUAAGCUUGGGGCGGCUGUGUUAAGUUAUCGCAGGUGGAUGUAGGCAGGCCAACCGAGGCCGCUGGAGGGGCGCCCAUUAAGACCCUGCAAAAAGCUCAGUCCAGUGGCUUCCACCGCCAUAAUGGAGCCCGUACGACGAGCUACGUCGCGUCGUGAGUCCACGUGGUAACAAGCCAGUCCAGGCCUCCCUCGGUCGGUCUGAUCGCACCCGUGGGGUCUCUGGCCCAGGAGAAAUCCGAUGUCCUCCGUUAUACCUGUAAAGAGAGAGAUAGAGAUAGAGAGAGGGAGGGAGGUAGAGGACUUGAACUUCGCCGGCCACCAACGGCGUAAGACGGUAGGCAAACAACAGCACUGCAAUCGGAGGCGAUACGGGCCAUAAUGGCCGUCGCCACGGCGGAGGACACAACGGGAGCGUACGGCGGCGGAGGAGGAUGAACAAGAGGAGAGCGCGCCCCUAGAGCGUCCCCUGGCUCCAUUAGGUUGAGGACCGCCGCCGCCGCCGCCGCCGGAGGAGGAGGAGGGCGGUAAUUUCAUUGCGAUCGCCGCCAGCCUCUUCGUUGUAGAUCCUGUUCAUCCUCCUACUCGUAAUCUUCCGCCCGUGGAGAUCCAGAAGAACGCUAGUUAUCGGAGGACCUUCGGAGACGGUCAUCGACCAUCAAAGAGCGAUAAAAAUGAAUGA